Molecule: messenger RNA, 2161 nt
Organism: Rhinichthys klamathensis goyatoka
Lineage: Eukaryota; Metazoa; Chordata; Actinopteri; Cypriniformes; Leuciscidae
Exons: 11
Coding region: 8-1696 (562 amino acids)
Biological process (GO): exocytosis; exocyst localization
Cellular component (GO): exocyst
Molecular function (GO): SNARE binding
Source: RefSeq, a predicted model, not a curated record
UACAAAAAUGUUUAAAGCGUUAAAGUUUUUUUGGGGGAAAAAAACAGCCAGGAAUAAAGAGGAUCAGUUUCCUCUUGUGAUGCCAAAUCAACAUGCAGAAACCUCCGAUGCAGGAGAACAGGAAAGCACAGUUGACUUAAGGAUGACAUCUGGUUCAGGGGUUGAAGUGAGUGGCAAGCAAGAGCUUGAUAUUCUCAGAAAGAUUCUGAGUGAACAAUCAAACCCUGAGGACCUUGACAAGGCAGCUGAGGUGUUGAAAAGAUGGAGCAAACUGAACCGUGUUACCAUAGACAAGAAAGAAGGCAGAUUCCCUCAAAACUGGCCCUGUGAGUAUCUUCAAGAAAUAGAUCAGUUUGUGGAAAACCACAUUCCCACGCUGCCAGUAGAGGGACCACAAGGAUCUCAGUUAGAGCAGUUACGGGACUUUCUAAAGAGCACACACAGCAUGAUAUGCCAUGAGGUGUUUCGAUUAACACCUGUACUGGAAGAUACUGGGCUGCUAUAUCGUCUGAUUGACAGUUACAGCCGUCACCUCUUUCUCAAGUUGGACCUGCUCCUAAACAGAGAUCUGUCUGUGAAAGAGACCUUCUGCAUUUUACAGUGGGGGAAAGAUGUUUUCUUCAGUUCAGACUCAAAACUGAGAGUGUACGACCCGCUGCUGUUGACAGGAUGGUUUGAGAGAGCAAAGCAGAAACUGCUUCAAAAACUUCAGAAUGACAUCUCUAGGACUUUACAGAACAUCCUGCACUAUGAUGAGCAACAUGGACAUAAUGAGGACUCAAUGGAAGAGGAAACUUUCAUAAGACUUCACAUAGAUGUCACUCAGUGUCUGAAUUGUGCUAUUUUAGAUGCAAAAAAGGUUGGUCUAACCUUGAUGCAUGCAGUACAAAUACUCUGUAGUGAAGAGCUGCAUGGCUUUACUCAGAAGUAUGUGGAUACUGAGAAUAAACGUCUAAAAAAACUAAAGUUUACUGAGAAGAACUCUGUGUAUCUGUUUUGGAUUAUCAACACUUGUAUGCAACUCAGAUGUUGCGCUACACAAAUCAGUCCAGAUAAAAACAACAGCGAUGAUGUCUCAAUAACUAUAAGCAUGCUACAGAAACUGGAAGAUAAGGCUUCAUCCAUUGUACAAAAGAUCAUGACAUGCUUAACACAGGCCAAUUUAAAAAGUUAUUUCAAGAAAAAGAAUGUGCAUAUUGAUAUCCUGAUGGAGGCAAUCCACGGGCAGUGUGCAUCUCUGCCUCCGACCGCCUUAGAGAUCAAAAUGAUCAUUAUAAAAAUAGCUUACAACUGUGUUUCCAAAGUGUACCUGGAAUGCCUGAUGAAGACAAAGUUCAGAAAGCUAGAGAAGCUUUGGGGAAAUGCUGAGGAAAAGAUAAAAGAGGAUGUUCAACGUUUUCACGCAACAUUCUCUGAACUGAAUGGCAGUGUUGCCCAGCAAAACCAGCUCCUUCAGAGAAUGAGUGAAGUUUUGCUUUGCAGUGAUGUAGAUGCACUGAAGAUUACCUGUUGUGAUUUGUUCAGAGAUUUCCCACAUGAGAGUGAGGAGUAUGUACCUGGUCUGCUGCGCUGGAAAGAGGUGUUAUCAGAGCGACAGGUGAGGGAAAUACUGGAUGUGAUCCGGGACCUGUAUCCAAAUCAUAGAAGUCACAGUGUCACCUGUCCUUUGGGCUUUUCCUUAUUUUCUGGUAAAUAGCUUGCUCAAAAUAGAUGCCUCUGAACCUAUCAACAUCAUUGGCUUGAAUCAGUUUUGUAAAGUUCCCCCAAGCCAACUUGCAGAUCUGAAACGUUAUUGCUGCUCAAGGAGGUCAGAUGCUGAAAACGAAGGUUGAUAUUUUUUCAAGUAAAGAUAUUUGGUAACACAUUGAUGGUACCCCACAAGACAUUAUAUUAAUUGACUUUAAGUACCUUUGCAAAUACAUAUCAACUUUUUCAGUAAACCUUUACCCUUGUUUAUGACAACCUAUACCCAAACCCUACAGUUGGUAAUAGUAAGAUAUGGAGAAUGUUCUCCAAACAUUGUGCUAUUUCUGCCAUCUAGCAUUCAAAACUGAUCUGAUGUAAAUUUUUUAACACGGUUCUAGUUCAUUUCUUUCACACCUACACAUAAUGCAGGCAUCAAAGCUACUCCAGUGACUUUAUCUCCCAGUGUGUCUGAAAU